This is a messenger RNA of Dentiscutata heterogama, 376 nucleotides long. The record is from the annotation of a GenBank genome assembly. Lineage: Eukaryota; Fungi; Glomeromycota; Glomeromycetes; Diversisporales; Gigasporaceae.
UACUCGCAAAAAAGUUAAAGUUAGUUCUGUAUCUGAUGAAAAAAUUAUAACUGAUACUUCUGAUAACUCAUCUUCUUCUGUAUUAGAGUAUCAAGAAAGUCUAAUAAAUUGGUGUAUAAAACUGAUGUCACAAAAUAAACAAGGAAAAUUAGAUAAAAAGUUAUUUAAUGCUAUAAUUUAUAGCAAUUUUUCUUUUAGAGUCAUUAAAAACCCUUAUUUUCUUGAUUUCCUUAAUGAAUUAGCCCCUAACUAUGAUCCACUCUCUGAUGAAAUGUUAAGAACUAAAGUUCUUAAUAGUUCUUUCUUAACUUACUUGGCCAAAAAACUUAAAUUGAUAACAUUUUUAGCCAAUAUUACUAUCACUUUAGAUGGAUAG